Molecule: messenger RNA, 646 nt
Organism: Cyphomyrmex costatus
Lineage: Eukaryota; Metazoa; Arthropoda; Insecta; Hymenoptera; Formicidae
Product: mpv17-like protein 2
Exons: 3
Coding region: 65-646 (193 amino acids)
Biological process (GO): mitochondrial ribosome assembly
Cellular component (GO): mitochondrion; membrane; cytoplasm
Source: RefSeq, a predicted model, not a curated record
UGUCAACGUGUUUAUACCGUAUGAUCAUGAUUUCUGUUGUAAUAAACAUCGGAUUGCGUUGGCAAUGAAUAUUGCGAGAGGAAUGGGGCUAACCUUUAACAGAAUAAAUCACUUGAGGGAAUGUUUAUUCUCUCCUAAACAUUUAUUGUACACGAAUAUAGGGAUAUCGAUUUCUCUUUCUGGCAUAGGAGAUAUUUUAGAGCAACAUUAUGAGAUAUUAAAGGAUAAAUGGGAUAAGUGGAGUUUUACCAGAACGAGAAAUAUGUCCAUAUCUGGUAUGUCUAUCGGGAUAAUUUGUCAUUACUGGUAUAAGUUUUUAGAUAGUAGAAUGGCUGGAUGUACUAUUCGUAUAGUUUUAAAAAAAGUUAUUAUCGAUCAGUUAAUUUGUUCGCCUCUCUGUAUAAGUACAUUUUUUUUUACACUGGCCUUAAUGGAAAAUAACAAUUUGACAGAAUUUAAGAAUGAAAUUAGGAAAAAAGCACAUCGACUAUAUGUAGCUGAAUGGGUCAUUUGGCCUCCAGCACAAGUUAUUAACUUUUAUUUCCUUCCUACACGAUAUAGAGUACUUUAUGAUAAUAUGAUAUCUCUUGGUUAUGAUAUCUAUACUAGCCAUGUGAAAUACGAUAUGCAAACUGUUAAUAGAUAA